AUGGCUAUCGACCCACCUACAGACAUCGCUGAGAUGGAGGUCCAGGAUGUGAGUCCAUACACGAAAGCGCUUGCCAAGAGAGUACUUCGCAAAAUUGAUUUCCGGAUCCUGGCCAUCAUGUUCGUGACAUACAAUUUGAACUUCAUGGAUAAGACGAUUUUGUCCUCGGCUGCUGUUUUUGGUCUCGAGGAGGACAAUCAUUUGGUCGGCACGCAGUAUUCUUGGGUUGGAUCUAUAUUCUACUUUGGUUAUCUGGCUUUCGAAUACCCGACUACAGUCUUGAUUCAAAAGUUGCCUGUUGGAAAAUAUUUGUCUGGGGUCACGCUUUUGUGGGGUGCUAUUGUUGCUUCGACUGCGGCUUGUCAUAGCUUUGGCGGUCUGGCUACUUGUCGAUUCUUGCUUGGUGUUGCAGAAGCUACCAUCUCUCCAGCAUUCGUGUACGUCACGAGCAUCUGGUAUACACGUGACGAAAUUCCAGCAAGAACAGGAGUUUGGUUUGCUGGAAAUAGCUGUGGAGGCUUCAUUGCGUCUCUUCUUGCAUAUGGAAUCGGACAAAUCCACAGUUCGCUUUCGCCAUGGAGAUGGAUGUUCAUCAUCUUCGGUCUCAUCACCAGUCUUUGGAGCGUCAUGGUCUUCUUUCUUCUUCCCGAUACAAUCAGCCAAGCAUCAUUCCUCACAGAAGAGGAGAAACAGUAUGCGGAAGAUCGUGUCGUUCUUGGUGGAACUGGACGUGUCGACCCCAUCAACAGCCGCUGGAAACUCGAGCAAGUCAUCGAAUGUCUCAUUGAUCCAAAGACAUACUUCUUUGCCGCAAUCUCCGUCUUGACACAGAUUCCCAAUGGCGGCACGGGGAGUUUCGGUAAUCUUGCAAUCAAGAGUUUCGGAUUCACGAGUCUUCAGUCAACUCUUGUUUCUCUUCCUGCCUCCGUGAUUUCCAUGGCGACCAUUCUCUCGACAGGGUGGCUAGCAAGUCGAUUUCAUAACAUCACCACGUUAUUGAUUAUUGCGGUGGUACUUCCUCCCGUUGUGGGAAGUGCAAUCAUCUUUUCAGUAAAGACAAAAGGCGUUCGUCUCUUUGCAUAUUAUUGCCUCCAAACGGGACCAUCGGCUAUUCCACUGACACUUGGUCUCAUCUCCUCGAAUUACAAAGGUGUCACGAAGAAGAUGACAGUGACCGCAGUGGUAUUCCUGACAUAUUGCGCUGGCAACAUUGCUGGACCUCAAACGUUCAAGUCCUCCGAAGCGAAACAAGGCUACCCGACUGCUUUCAAAGCCAUUCUCAUCUGCUAUGGACUUGUGGUCUUGAUAUCUCUUGGUUUGAGAUUUUAUCUGAUGUUUGUGAAUAACAGGAGGAAUAAAGUUGAGGGAGACGAGGCUGCCAGAGCGAGGGAAGUGGACAGGACCGCGCCCGAGAAAGCUAUGGCUGAGUUGACAGCGGAAGAUUAUGAGGAUAUUACGGAUUGGAAGACUGUCGGGUUUAGGUAUCGAUUAUGA
Messenger RNA from Mollisia scopiformis, 1494 nucleotides. Its product is annotated as allantoate permease. Gene Ontology annotation, molecular function: dipeptide transmembrane transporter activity; allantoate transmembrane transporter activity. Bases 1 to 1494 code for a protein of 497 amino acids. NCBI's taxonomy places the organism in Eukaryota, Fungi, Ascomycota, Leotiomycetes, Helotiales, Mollisiaceae. Gene Ontology annotation, biological process: allantoate transport; tripeptide transport; transmembrane transport. Gene Ontology annotation, cellular component: plasma membrane. The record is from RefSeq and is a predicted model, not a curated record. The transcript is spliced from 4 exons.